Phanerochaete carnosa HHB-10118-sp is the source of this 186-nucleotide messenger RNA. RefSeq lists its product as uncharacterized. NCBI's taxonomy places the organism in Eukaryota, Fungi, Basidiomycota, Agaricomycetes, Polyporales, Phanerochaetaceae. The record is from RefSeq and is a predicted model, not a curated record. The transcript has 4 exons. The coding region runs from base 1 to 186 and encodes 61 amino acids.
AUGUCAGUGCUUGUUUUGAAAAAAGAUCUUGGGAAGGCCGUCCAAAUUGUCCAUAAAGUAACGAAUCUUGGUGGAACUGUUGGCGACCUCGAAUCCGCCUCACUCAUCGAAGCCAUGCGGCGGCUCCAGUCCCGCUUCAGCUACGAGGACUUUACCGGCCUUUGUACUCAGGACAUGACCCGCUAA